This is a messenger RNA of Adineta steineri, 1587 nucleotides long. Lineage: Eukaryota; Metazoa; Rotifera; Eurotatoria; Adinetida; Adinetidae. The record is from the annotation of a GenBank genome assembly.
AUGUUUCGUUUGUUUUUGGUCGUGAUUACUAUUUUGUUACAAACAAAUGAUGUAGCCAGUGCUGAUCAGCGACGUGAAUAUACUUUAACUGUUUCUUAUGCUUCAAAUUCGUCAUCAACUGUCCUGAUAAAUAAUCAAUUUCCAGGUCCACUUAUUGAAGCCGAACUCGACGAUAUUCUAGUAGUUCAUAUAAAGAAUAAUUUGUUAAGUAACGAAGAACUAACUAUUCAUUUUCAUGGUAUGCUCCAAAAACAAACACCACACAUGGACGGUGCAGCAUAUAUGACACAAAUGCCGAUUUCUAGUGGCAAGACAUUUACCUAUGUAUUUCGGGCCAAUCCAGCUGGCACUUAUUUCUAUCAUUCGCAUUCGGGAUUACAAGCUGUUACAGCAUUUGGCCCCUUAUUGGUGCAUGAUAAACAAAAGCCAUGGAAUUUACCCGAAAUACCAGGCGGUCCUUUACUUUUCUCCGAUCAAUGGCUAAUAUCUGAUCGUCUGACACAAGAAGCGGGCCUUAUCGGAUCUCCAUUCAAAUGGGAAGGUGAACCAACCGAUUUAUUAAUCAAUGGUCAACGCAAUUUUGUUAUGACACUCCGCCCAAAUACAAAAUAUCUAUUACGUCUGAUUGGUGCGACCAGUCUAUCCACUAUUGUCUUUGGAAUUUAUCAACAUCCAAUGACAGUUGUCGAAGUCGAUGGAACACUAAUUAAACCAAAACCAAAUGUUAAUUCACUUGAACUUGCAUCCGGUCAACGAUAUGCAGUCAUUAUUGAGACAAAAAAACAAUCUCAAGGUGUGUUUCUCAUGGAAACCGCCAUUCGAUGGCGAGCAUUACCAGCAAAUUCAAGUUGUAUAGGUGCACUUCGUUAUGGUUCAAUAUCUCAAAUUCCGUCUGAUCUUUCUAUUCUACCACGUCCAACAUUGGCAAAUGAAACGGAUUUAUUAAAAUUUAGUUUCAAUAAUCCCUACGAAACAAUGUUUUCUCUUGAUAAGAUGCCGACGAAAUCUUCUGAUCGAGAAUAUUUCCUUCUUGCUACACAAGAUCUUACUUCAGACGGUUUAGGCUAUCGAUGGAAGAUUAACAAUGCAGUACUGGACAUGUCACAAUUACAAAGUGUGGCUACACCGUUUCUAUUCGAUCUCUACAAUGGUAACCAACAGGAUCUAUUUAAAAAUGUCACGUAUGUCGUUGAACAAAAUGAAAUCGUAGACAUUGUAAUACAGAAUACCGUAGCAUUGAAUGGUGUAUGUGAAUCUCAUCCAUUUCAUAUGCAUGGACACAAGUUUUGGGUGCACUCAUACGGAUCAGGCAUGUAUCAGAAAUUGAAACCGACUGCCAGCAUAUCCUUUCCUGUUCUACGAGAUACGCAAACAGUAUAUGCUACUCAAUAUGCCUAUUUUACAUCGAAUCGAACAGCGAAUAACCACCGUCUACCAUGUGGAUGGACAAAAAUUCGAAUGAUUGUCGACAAUCCAGGUUUGUGGAUGUUUCACUGUCAUAUUGGUGCCCAUUCUUAUAUGGAUAUGUAUAUCUUACUGAAAGAAGAUAUUGCUCAUUUAACUAUGAAAUCUUUAGCACAGCACUAG